AGUCUGUUGUGCACAUCAGGUGCGGUUCAUUUGUUUGCAAUGGAUGAUGACUUGGAAGAUGACUUUGAACCCCUGGGUGAAGAGGACCCCCUUGAUGCAGAGAAUUUUAAUGCCAUUGAUUAUAUCAAUCGGCAGUUUCCCAACGAAGCUUCACUUGGUGGACUUGGUCUCUUCAUAAAUCAGCUCAAGGCACAGGAGCAUGACAUUGAAGAGGGGAUCAAAAAUGCCGUGAGAAGACAAGCAGCCUUUGGUCGCCGUGCGAAAGCUGACCUCGGAGACGCGAAACUGGCAAUUCGAGAGCUCUUUGAGCGUAUCAAGGCAAUCAAAUCCAAGGCUGAACAAAGUGAAGAACUCGUCAGUGACGUUUGUCGCGAUAUCAAGUCGCUGGACGUUGCAAAGCGCAACUUGACCCUGACUGUGACUGUUUUGAAGCGGCUGGUCAUGUUGGUGACGGCACUGGAACAGCUCCGUUCAACUGCUGAAUGCAGACACUACCAGCAGGCAUCGUCUUUGAUUUAUGCAGUCGAGGAACUGUCCAGUCACUUCCAAGAGUUGUCGCACGUUGCACGUGUAGCAGACCUCUUAGAAAGGAAGGCGGCAGUAUUCAGUGACUUAAAACAGCAAAUACUGGACGACUACAUGUGCUUGCAUGGUGGCAUUGGAAGUGCGACUCGCCUGGAACAGUUGCCAGAAGGUUGGGGCACUGCUGCAGCCAAGUGUGUAGAUGCAAUCGGGCCCGGAAUGAAGAGAGAAGUUGUAACCCAGUUCUGUUUGAGACUCUUAGAAGGUUACAAAGACAUUUUUCAGCCGCCGAAAGAGGCUUCAGGAUUAGAAACCGCAGAACGCCGCUUUGCUUGGUUGAAGCGAACACUGCGUGAAUAUGAUGACAAGUACAAGUCACAGUUCCCGGAAUCAUGGCGGGUCCCUUGUGGGCUUUGUGACCUUUUUUGUCAUGUCACAAGGCAGCAUUUGGUUGAAAUUCUUGACACAACCCACCAUAUGGUUGACCCUGAGCUCAUGGUCCGGGUCCUCCUUAAAUCCAUUGAAUUCGAAAAUGAAUUGGCACGAAAAUGGGCCACAGAGACUCCAGAUGAUGAUGCAAUCACUUUGGACGCGGGACAUCUGAACUCCGCAAUGCCAGUUCUGAAGUAUCCAGAUGUAUUGGCGGCUAAAACUGGCAGAAGGUCUUCAACUUCCUCGCAAACAGAAGCAGCCACUGAAAAAGCUGGAGCAGAUCAUUUUGCUCCACGUUUCCGUGGAAUCAUUAGUGAAUGCUUUGAUGCUUAUUUGGGAACUUGGGUAAGGCAUGAAGAAAAGCAACUCUUGGAAGUUUUGCAAGCAUUGACUGCCGCCGACAAGAUGGUUAGUCAAGAGAACGAAGAAAACGAGGAAGAUGAAGAAGUCUUGCAGAGGUACUUGUACAAGUCAGCGCCAGAACUGUUUGCAGCUAUGAGAGGAAGCAUGCAAGAGUGCUCCCGCUUUUCUACUCACAACACUCUUUUCGACAUUUUCCAGGUAUUCCGCAAAGUUAUGAGUCAGUAUGCCAGCAAACUGUCAAGCCUGAUCCCUGCAGCAGGCCACAAAGCAUGCUUGGACGUAGAGGGAGUGCAGGCUGUUUGCUGCGCAAUUGGGACUGCUGAAUACUGCGAUGAAACGCUCCCAUUGCUGGAAGAGUCAUUGAUCAAAAUCAUCAGCGCAGACUUUCAAGAUCGCAUCGGUUUCCACGAUGAGCAAGAGUUGCUGAGAAGUGUGGUCAAUCGUGCGAAUGAAGCCCUGGUCCAAUCAGUCAAUUGCAGCCUGGAUGAUGCCUUCAAUAGCAUGAAUCGAACGAAUUGGGCAGCAUUUUCUCAGGACGUAGGUGAUCACAGUGCAUUCGUUGGGGAUAUUUCCGAACGUUUGCCGAAGCAAUUCGAACCGAUCGCGGCGCACUUGUCGAAGAUUCACUACCGUUUUUUCUGCGAUAAGUUUGUGCAGUCCUUCGUGACUAGAUUCGUGGCUGAAGUUCACAAAUGUCGGAAGAUCAGCGAACGAGGAGCGCAGCAACUUCUUUUAGACACGGCGCUGAUCAAGACAACCCUGCUUGAGGCACCUGUUGUGGCUGGACAUGGCAGGCAAAUGCCUACAGCCUAUAGCAACUACGUCCUGCGGGAGAUGGGCAAAGCAGAGAUCAUGCUCAAGGUCUUGAGCUCGCCGGAUGUCGAUGCAGCAUCGAUCACAGGGAUGUUGGGCGAUUCGUCGGAUGAUCCCGUGGUACAGCAGCUGCUGGCUCUUCGUGCAGGAGAUUCCGGCGAUGCUUCCUCUUCAGGCUCAAUGGAGCAACAGUUCCGCCAUGAAGCAGACCGGAUUGCAGCAGCUGCCGGGGUUCCAUCGAUUGGCUCUACAAUGAACUAUUUGGGAGAUGCUUUGAACAAAGGUGCCAAAGCCUCUGAGGAUUUGAAAAAGAUUUCAGGUGACAUGAAAAAGAAUUUCCAGAAGCUUGGAUUUCCAAGCUUUGGUAUGAAAAAGAGCGGCCAUGCUGGAUAGUGGCUCCUGGUGUCAUGAAAUCGGAAUUCAAAUCUUUGCCACUGCAACACGCUGCAAAAUGCUCCAGCGUGCUGCCAUUCCAGCACCUGCCACUGCUUGACGCUGGCAGAAAUGAUCUCACACUGUGGCGAAAGCUGCUUGGUUUGGUGAUGUGUGCAGUUUCAUCCAGACGCGGCCGCUAUGAAAAAA
Molecule: messenger RNA, 2712 nt
Organism: Cladocopium goreaui
Lineage: Eukaryota; Dinophyceae; Suessiales; Symbiodiniaceae
Source: the annotation of a GenBank genome assembly